ACAACAACAAGCUGCACUGGCAGCAAACGCAAAUCAAACAGGAACUUUAGCGCAACUCCUCAGCAAUCUAUUAUGUUUAGGAAAUUUGCAGUGCUAUUGGUAAUUGGUUCGAUUUGUUGCUUCAUCUAUGGCGUCGGCCAUAUCUACGUGGAGGUGGAGGAAAAUGCCUGUCGCAUGACUUACAUGUUUGGCGAGCCCAGGUUUGCGCCCGUGCGAUUUGGUGCCAACAAACAAUUUCCUAACUAUGGCCUAUAUUAUUACUAUGAGGGCGUACGCAAGCCGUUGGAUCCUCUUAAGAUGCGCAUGACGGGCGCACCCGUCAUCUUUGUGCCCGGCAAUGCUGGCUCCUACAAACAAGUUCGCUCGCUUGCAUCCGUUGCGUUGCGCAAGGCAUUGCACAGUGAUUCGGGCAUACAUUUGGACUACUACACCAUAGACUACGAUGAGGAGCUGUCCGGGUUGUAUGGGGGCUAUUUGUACCAUCAGCAAGCGUUUUUGAAGCACUGCAUCCGUACGGUCCUCUCACUGUAUCGUAGUCGCAACAACAAUCCCUCUAUUGUGCUUAUCGGGCACUCCAUGGGCGGCAAAGUAGCACAAUCUGUGCUGACCGAUGUUGAGCUCUCUCAGCACAUAAAUACCAUCAUAAGCAUCGCCACUCCGUUGGAUCAGCCAGUGCUCAAUUUAGACUCACGUAUAGCCCAGUUCUAUACCCAGACAAAUGCGUUGCUGGUCCAAAGCCGGACGGCUACACGUCCGACGGCUGAAACAAAUGUUUGCAAUAGCCUGUAUCAGAAGCCGCUCAGCGAGCAGGAGAGGGCACGGAACACUCUUUCACCACGUCUGGACAAUGUGCUGCUCAUAUCGACGGGUGGCGGCAACCGGGAUCUACUCGUGCGCUCUGGUCUUACAUCCUCACAGUUCAACGACAUUCAUGCUAUGACGUCAGCUAUUCCAAAGGUCAGCGUCAGUUGUGAUCAUUUGUCGGCUGUCUGGUGUCUACAGUUCAUGCAGGUCAUAAAUCGCUUCCUGUUCAGCAUUUCGCAUGUGCGUGACGACCACUCGGUGGUGUUUAGUGGUAACAAACAGCGUAACCUGCAAUCGGCGACGGCACAUUUUGUGAAGUCGCGAUAUCAAUCACGCAGCAGUGUCAUGCAUUUCAAGAGUUUGCAAAAUUGGAAUGAGGAACGACGUCUGGUAAUCAACAAAUAUUUUGCCAAUGGCUUAAAGGCGCAUUACCAUGAGCUGAUUAGCAUAUUGCGUCAGGAACGGUAUAAGAAACUGGCCAUUGAGGUGCUUAAUGUGGAUGAUGAUGACUGGCUCUUUGGCUGUGAGGCCAAGACACACAACGAGACCGGAAAGCUCUUUUGCACCAAAGGCACACCAUUGACGCAUCUUAUACAGCGCUUGCCCAAUGGAGGGCGCGAGGCACGUAACGUUGCUAUUCUGGAUUUGAACAAUCUGCGAAAGACCUAUCGGCAGUGGACACACGUGCUGAUACGCCUUCCGCCAAGCAGCAAACGCAUCGGCUUUAAUAUGGAUAUCUAUGAUCCCAUUGAUCGUACCAUUGAUAUACGCAUGCCGCGUUGGUACACAUUCGGACAGAAGGCCGCGAUUAAUGAGACGUUGCAGGGGACGCUGCACUACAGACUCCGAAUAGCUGAACUUAUCGAGCCUUUCCAAGGACUACGUGUUCGCAUUCAACCACUGCAGUGCCUGCAUCCCGAUUAUCGUAUUACUACUAGACUCUGUGUGCCCUGGGCUGCGGGCUUCGAGCGAUAUCAAACGCUAACCGCUCCCGACCAGAAACCAGGCCUUUAUAUUAAUGUGCCACUCGUAAUACCAAGGCAUUACAAUACAACAUUAAAUCCGUUGGUGCUAGACAUAUAUUUAGAUCCCAAUUGUCGUUAUCAUGUGACUUAUGAAUACUCAUAUGCUGAUGCUUUGGCACGCCUUGUAUUGGAAUUCUACGGCUGGUUGCCUGCCCAUCUAGCUUGUGUGCUCUUCAUUGUGAUGAAGAAUCAAGUGGAUAAGUUUCAGAUGCGUGGCACAUUCAAGAGUUUGAAAGCCUACAUUGGUUACUUUCAAUUUUCAUCGCUCUAUAUUGUCACCGGUUGCCGACUCCUCAAGAAGGUUGUGCUGACUACUCGCAUAUUGCCGUUGCCAGAAGCUCCCGACUACAGCAUCAAUAUAUCAAUUAUUAUACAUUGUGCCGCCAUUGCGCUUUCCAUAAUGGCCGCCUUCGGGGUCUGGAUCGCACUUACCUUAUAUGGCAAUGUAUUCUAUAGGAUUGCCUUGCGCGUGACGCGACUCUCGCAAGCUACAUCGAACGUUUUGAUUUCCGUUAUGACCCACUUACCCAUUACAUUUGGUAUACUGACUAUAGCUGUGGCUCUUGGCUCGUGCAGCGGCAUCGCAUUGAUUGUGGCAUUCAUCUUUUAUUUUUUAAUGCUCUCCAAUGCAUACAAGGAUUAUCUAGAGGACUACCUGUGGCAGAAGGCAGCAAACUUAUUGAAUCUGGGCGGAUCUGGCGGCGGCUCAAAUGAAAAUGGGGAAACGACAGCCCAGACGACUGAGACAAGCAACGAAGGCAGAGCUCAACAGGAACAAGGUCCAGCUAUCUCCAAAAACCAGACAGAGAAUGAUGGGCUCGCUACUUCUGAUCGCAACGAAAUCGCGGAUGGUGAUGAUGAGACAGAAAACGAUGAUAACGAUGAUAGCAAUGAAACAAAUACAGAUGAAGAGGAAGAAGCUGCAAGAGCAGCCAAAAAAAAGGCCGAAUCGUCGUCCGACACAGAUGAGCCUUGUUUGGGUCUGCAGAACUUUCCAUUCCAUAUAACAUUGCUGCUUAUGCUAUUUAUUGUGUUGCUACUCAACAUGCCAGCCACACUGGCCUGGGCACGGAGUCGCCGAUACGGCAUUGAUUUGCCCGAUCCGUGCUUGUAUCCCAGUGUUGCAGUGUUGGGCGCGCUUAGCUUGCUCCUGCAGAUGAAGGCGCCUCAGAAAUGCUCUGGCUAUUGGACGAUGUCGGUGGCGUUGUAUCUGUGCUCCGGCAUCUGUUUGCUCUACUGUCAAGCCGCUAUUUAUCGGCUAAAUUUUGUGAUUGCCACCGCAUUUGUGCUGCUAGCUGCCCAUCAGGGACUAUGCAUUAUAUGGCGCGAGGCUACGGCGCGUUUCUGUUGAAGCGUCCAAUUCAAACGAAAAUUAAAUGCCAAAAACUUUAAGGAUAACGAUAAUGAUAACGACGAAAACAGAAACGACCUUGUCAAUGUAAAUGUCAAUGAGAAUGCAAUUUACUAUAAAAGCGUUCGUGAACGUAGUUGUAAGAGUGUGUGGUUGUGCAUGUCCUUAACCCGUUCACGACAGCAGCUAACUGCACAAAGGGCCUGCCUGCACACAAAAAAAAAAGGCCCAAAUGGUCGCUCAGAGUUACUGGAAUUCGCAUGGCCAUGUCGAGAUUUUUAUUUGUUACUUAAUUUUAAUAUUUGUUUACACUAGUCCCAACAUGUAAUUUUUUCAUAUGUAUUUGUUUGUCGAUUUUCAUUUGUUUUUUGUGUGGACAAUACAGAAAUGUAGCCUACCUAUAUAUAGUACAUACAUAAAAGCAUAUACAUGCGCACAUACA
This is a messenger RNA of Scaptodrosophila lebanonensis, 3622 nucleotides long. RefSeq names its product GPI inositol-deacylase. Gene Ontology annotation, biological process: endoplasmic reticulum to Golgi vesicle-mediated transport; GPI anchor metabolic process. Gene Ontology annotation, cellular component: endoplasmic reticulum. Gene Ontology annotation, molecular function: phosphatidylinositol deacylase activity. The transcript has 12 exons. Bases 73 to 3180 code for a protein of 1035 amino acids. Lineage: Eukaryota; Metazoa; Arthropoda; Insecta; Diptera; Drosophilidae. The record is from RefSeq and is a predicted model, not a curated record.